Messenger RNA from Brassica oleracea var. oleracea, 543 nucleotides. RefSeq lists its product as uncharacterized. The transcript is spliced from 3 exons. The coding region runs from base 68 to 538 and encodes 156 amino acids. Lineage: Eukaryota; Viridiplantae; Streptophyta; Magnoliopsida; Brassicales; Brassicaceae. The record is from RefSeq and is a predicted model, not a curated record.
UUAAAGAGUGUUGGUGGCGCAAGCAAGACUAAAGCGACACCGUUUCGAGCAAGGCGUGAAGGAAGGUAUGUCACUGGUGGACUACGACGAUACUUCAUCCGACGACGAUGUCUUACCCGCGGCGGAGCACAAGGCAGCUUUGCCACAACCACCGCAACAAAAACCCUCUCCCCCGAAAUCACGGAGAUCUUUGAAUGAGAAGGAAGAAAGUGAGGGACUUCCUCAGCUACCAGAUGCUUUGCUUCUUCUGGAGUCACCAACGCUCACACGUGUGAGUGGCGGUGGUGACCAUGCUUCCGUUGUUGCAGCUGCAAUGCGAAAACGAGAGUUAAAUGGGAACUCUUCUUCUCUUCCUCGUCGUCCCAAGGUGCCAAGAGGAGCUUUGCCUCACUCCAAGAAUAUUCCAGACACUUCGGGUAACCUGCUUGUGCCUCCUCAGCUCAAAGGAAGGAGCAAUGUUGCCACAGAAGAUAUGAGCAGGCUUUUUGUGAAGAAACGGCAAGAGUCCUCCAAGGCAACACCUCCUAAUCAGGAUUAGUUUUA